AUGGCGCGCGGCGUGGGCAUUCGGAAUGAUCGGCAGCCCGGCACGGUGCAGCUGGAGAGGAUUUUCCGGUCCCGAGAUUGCGCGGGAUCUCCAUUCGGGAUGAUCAGCGGCCCAGCGCAAAGUAGCCGGAGAGGAUGUUGCGCGAUCUACGCCCCGUUGAAGGCCGGCGGGCCUGGUGAGGUGAGCUACUUUGCGAGGAAGCACGUUCGGCCCAAGGUCGGGAAGAGGCGGGUGGCGGAUGUCUUGGAGGUGGGAUGCGCGGACGAAGGGGCUCUCCGCGAGAUCCUGGCCAGGCUGCCGGAGAAGAACAUCAACGAGCGGAUGGCGCUAAUGCAGCGGCACGAGCAGCAGUUCUGCACGUGGAGGCUGCAGAUUCGUCUGGGCUUCAACAUCCUGCUGUAUGGACUGGGGUCAAAGAGAGAAUUGCUGGAUGAUUUCUCUGAGACGUUAAACAAUGGCGGUAUUUUGAGAGUGAAUGGCUUCCUGCGCAAGCUCAACGCCAAGAAGAUUGUGGCAGCUGCAGCAGGCGCUUUGCUUCGGCUGCCAAAAACAGAGCUCAGAACCUGCCCCCCAGAUGAACUCGUUCAACGGAUUGGUGCCGACAUCUCAGGCCGGUGCCUCUACAUCGUGAUCCACAACAUCGAUGGCCCUGGUUUGCGGACGGUUGAGGAUCAAUUGCUGUUGAGUCAGCUAGCAGUAUGUCCCAACAUCUCAGUCUUGGCAUCUGUGGACCACAUCAAUGCGCACAUUCUCUGGGACAAGCAACUCGCAGCAGCAUUCAACUGGUCUUUGCAGGACUGCACAACAUUUCGUCGCUACAUUGUGGAGUCUACGGAGAUCCCAUUUGCAGUCGCUGGCAGGAGAGAGGAAGCUGCUCGCAGAGGUGCGGCGGUGGUGUUGCGGACGCUCGUUCCGAGCGCGAGAGAGAUCUUUAGGCUGAUUGGAGAGUUCCAGAUAGAGGAGGGCGCUGACCAAGGCAUUUCCUUGCCGCACCUGUUUCGAAUGUGCCGUGAGCGGUUCCUGGUGUCCAGUGAGCUCACCCUGAAGUCCUAUCUCACAGAAUUUCGGGAUCACGAGUUGGUUGUCAUGAAGAAGGGCCAGGAUGGGGCCAGUGUGUAUUGCAUACCCAUGGCGAAUGAUGAGAUCAGCACUGUUCUCAAAGAGAUGACGGACGGACAGUCGUGA
This is a messenger RNA of Ostreobium quekettii, 1185 nucleotides long. NCBI's taxonomy places the organism in Eukaryota, Viridiplantae, Chlorophyta, Ulvophyceae, Bryopsidales, Ostreobiaceae. The record is from the annotation of a GenBank genome assembly.